UGCCUCGCCUCUCUGCCUCUGCGUGUCUCUCUCUCUCUCUCUCUCGCUUGCUCGCUCUCCUCCUUCCAGCGCUUUCCCCCCACCCCGUUCCCUCCUCUUGCAGGAGCCUCCUGCCUACCCGCCCCGCCGCUCUCCUCCUCUCUCUCUCCCUGCCUGCCUGCCUGCCUUCCUUCUUCCCUCCCUUUUCCCCGCCAUGCCGGACCAGAUCUCCGUGUCGGAAUUCGUGUCCGAGACCAAUGAGGAUUACAAGUCGCCCACCGCUUCCAACUUCACCACCCGGAUGGUGCAGUGCCGGAACACCGUGGCCGCCAUCGAGGAGGCACUGGAUGUUGACCGAACUGUUCUUUAUAAAAUGAAGAAAUCCGUAAAAGCCAUAAAUAUUUCUGGGCUUGCUCAUGUGGAAAAUGAAGAACAGUACACUCAAGCACUGGAGAAAUUUGGAGGAAACUGCGUCUGCAGGGAUGAUCCAGAUUUAGGAACAGCAUUUCUAAAAUUUGCAGUAUUUACAAAGGAGUUGACGGCGCUCUUCAAAAACUUGAUCCAGAACAUGAACAACAUCAUCACUUUUCCACUGGACAGUUUGCUGAAAGGAGAUCUAAAAGGAGUGAAAGGGGAUCUGAAGAAACCUUUUGAUAAAGCGUGGAAAGACUAUGAAACAAAAGUGACAAAAAUAGAGAAAGAGAAAAAGGAGCACGCUAAAUUACACGGGAUGAUACGUACAGAAAUAAGUGGGGCUGAAAUAGCAGAAGAGAUGGAGAAAGAGAGGAGGUUCUUCCAAUUACAAAUGUGUGAGUACCUGCUGAAAGUCAACGAGAUCAAGAUUAAAAAAGGAGUUGACUUGCUUCAAAACCUGAUCAAGUAUUUCCACGCACAGUGCAACUUCUUUCAGGAUGGUCUGAAAGCAGUUGAAAGUUUAAAACCAUCGAUAGAGAAGCUCUCCACAGAUCUUCACACAAUUAAGCAAGUGCAGGAUGAAGAAAGAAAGCAAUUAAUUCAACUUAGGGACAUUUUAAAAACUGCACUUCAGGUUGAGCAGAAAGAGGAUUCUCAGCUCCGUCAGAGUACGACUUAUAGUUUACAUCAACCUCAGGGAAAUAAGGAACACGGCACUGAAAGAGAUGGUAGCCUCUAUAAGAAAAGUGAUGGAAUCAGAAAAGUGUGGCAGAAGAGGAAGUGCACGGUUAAAAAUGGUUUCCUUACAAUUUCCCAUGGUACAGCAAACCGGCCUCCUGCAAAGCUCAAUCUGUUAACUUGCCAAGUGAAAACAAACCCAGAAGAGAAAAAAUGUUUUGACCUCAUAUCACAUGACCGAACGUAUCAUUUCCAAGCAGAGGAUGAACAGGACUGUCAAAUCUGGAUAUCGGUGCUACAGAACAGUAAAGAAGAAGCUUUAAAUAAUGCAUUCAAAGGCGAUGACAACACAGGAGAAAACAACAUUGUCCAAGAACUGACAAAGGAAAUCAUCUCUGAUGUACAGAGGAUGCCUGGAAAUGACACGUGCUGUGACUGUGGGGCACAAGAUCCUACAUGGCUCUCAACAAACCUGGGCAUCUUAACUUGCAUUGAGUGUUCAGGAAUCCAUCGGGAACUUGGCGUCCACUAUUCCAGAAUGCAGUCGCUCACGUUGGAUGUGCUGGGAACAUCCGAGUUGCUGCUUGCCAAAAAUAUUGGGAAUGCGGGAUUUAAUGAAAUUAUGGAAUUUUGUUUGCCGGGAGAUGAAAUGGUCAAACCCAACCCAAGCAGUGAUAUGAAUCAAAUUGAAAACGUCAACCUCCACAAGUGUACAGAUCACAUUCUCACACAGAUGAAUGCAAGAAAAGAUUAUAUUAAUGCCAAAUAUAUUGAAAGAAAAUAUGCAAGGAAGAAACACUCAGACAAUGCAGCUAAACUGCAGAGCCUCUGUGAAGCGGUCAGAACCAGAGACAUUUUUGGAUUGGUUCAAGUGUAUGCUGAGAAUGUGGAUCUCACAGAGAAAAUUCCACUCGCAAAUGGGCAUGAACAAGACGAAACUGCCCUUCAUCUCGCUGUGAGAUCUGUUGAUCGGACCUCACUCCACAUAGUUGACUUCUUGGUGCAGAACAGUGGCAACCUGGACAAGCAGACAUGCAAAGGUAGCACUGCUCUUCAUUAUUGUUGCUUGACAGAUAAUGUUGAGUGCCUCAAACUGCUCCUGAGAGGGAAGGCUUCCAUCGAAAUAGCCAAUGAUGCUGGAGAGACGCCGCUCGAUAUAGCUAAACGCUUAAAACACACGCGCUGUGAAGAGCUGCUCACCCAAGCUCUGGCUGGAAGACUUAAUUCUCAUGUUCAUGUAGAAUAUGAGUGGCGAUUACUUCAUGAAGACCUGGAUGAAAGUGAUGAUGAUGUGGAUGGAAAUUUACAGCAACCAAGCCCUAACCGAAGAGAGGACAGGCCUGUGAGUUUCUAUCAGCUAGGAUCGAGCCAGCUUCAGCCUAACGUGGCAUCUUUGGCUAGAGAUGCUGCCAAUAUAGCCAAGGACAAGCAAAGAGGCUUUAUGCCGAGCCUCUUGCAGAACGAGACCUAUGGAGCCAUACUCAGUAGCAGCCCACCUCCUACGCAGCCUGCAGCACCAGUCACAAGUGCACCUCCUUUGCCUCCCAGGAAUAUUGGGAAAGUUCAGUCUUCAUUUCUUGGCAGUGCUGUUCAGACAACUCCUUCAUCGAACACACUGUGGAAGACAAAUUCUUUAGGAAUGGAAAGCAUAAGCAGGCAAAGGUCUUCAUCUGAUCCACCAACUGUCCAUCCCCCUGUUCCGCCAUUGCGUGUAACAUCUACAAAUAUACUCUCUUCAGCACCACCUCCCGUUUCAAAGACAGCCAGUGUUCUCGAAGCUUUGAGCCAGCAGUCAAAACAGCCAGUGGUGCCACAGUCCAAGCCUACGCCGCCGCCACUUCCUCCCCAGCCUCCAAGUAGAAUUUCUCAGAAAAAGCCUGCUUCUGGGGCAGACAGGUCGGCCAAGAGUAAAGGACCUGGAUCUCUGCAGCAAUCUUCUGGAGAGUCUUCAUCUUCAUCUGCAUCUGAGAUUUCUGGAUCCCAAGUUGUCCCUUCUGCAAACAUGACAGCACCCGUCCAACCUCCAGCUCCAAUGCCAAGGAAGUCUCAAAUAUCAAAAACAAAGCCCAAGAGAGUAAAAGCCAUUUAUAACUGCGUAGCUGAUAACCCAGACGAGCUUACAUUUUCAGAGGGCGAUAUCAUCAUAGUUGAUGGUGAGGAAGAUCAGGAGUGGUGGAUUGGGCAUAUUGAUGGAGAUCCUAACCACAAAGGAGCUUUCCCUGUAUCAUUUGUGCACUUUAUUGUUGAUUAAACUGCUCGUUGCAGGUGGAGAGACUUUGCAUUUCCAGGUAUCACUGGAGCUCUCUGCCUGGAAUUAGAUGCUCCACCAGGAUGCUUCAUGAAUGAUACACCACUGUGUACUCUUUGUUGUGGCAAUUCAUACAACAGAACUUAAAGUUUUUGAAUCGCCCAAGGAAGAUUUACUUUGUAGUAGGCAGAUCCACUUGAACUAUUUUUCAUUGUGAAUUCUGGAAGACCAUUAAAAAAAACACAACCAUUAACGCAACAGAAAAAAAUAUGUGAAACUGAUUUCAAAUCUCCCUUUUAGACUUUCUCACUAACCUGUGCACCAGAGCUUAUCUCUUCAGCAAAUAAGGGAAUUUCUGAUGCACACCACAGGGUUCAGAAUUUUAAAAGUGGGUAGACUAGCAGAGAGAUUAAUGGCCUGACUGCACUAAUAUAUUACAUUUCAGUACCAAUUUCAGGUGCCUCUAAUGCAUAUCUGAUCUUUGUUUGCACUCAGUGUCUUUGAGACCUGUCACAGGACAAUGUAGCUGCAGUGAAAACUCAGUUUUAAGAGUGGCAGUUACUUCCACUUUUUACUCAGUACACUACAAAAACAUGAGGCUAGAAAAUCUGCCCAUCUCUGAUUCCUCGUCCACAUCCAUUGAUUGGCUAAGUUGAAGAGCUUGGCGGACUUGAGGGUGGAGUACUUGACUACAUUGCAAAAGUACAAAGAAGUCCUAAAAGAGCACUAAGUAGUAACAAAGGGCAGAACACAGAGAUUUUCAGGCUGCUUGUCUCUGAUACUUGGUGGCUUGUGUUUUCAGGCAAGACAUAAGCAUCAUCCACAAAGGACUGGGCUCGCUCUUCCAGCACAAUAAUUCUCCUACUGAAGCCUCAUUGAUUUUGAUUGCAUUGGGAUUUGCUGUAGGCACCCCAUGUGAGUGAUAAUUAUAUACCUGCCAACAACCCUUAGCUGGGCAGAAUGCUUUAAAAGGUUUUGCAAAGCUUGAGUCCAACCAGGGACCAAAAUCUGUUGCCCGAGCAACAAUUAAAGGGAUUCAGAUCUAACAACCAAACCCUAGCAAAUAUUUCUCUAUGAGUAAGCCCCAGUGCAUUUUCCUGUGACAGCACUAAUGGGGCCCAAACACCUAAUGUAGGUGCUAUUAGGAUCUGAUAUACUGUCCCAUAGACAAAGGGAUGGGGAGGAGUCAUCAAUUUAUGCAGCCAGGAAAGAAGAGCAUGCUUGUGAGUUCCCUGCCUACUUCUUCUACAUAUAUGAUAAGGAAGAUGCAGACCCAUGCAGAAGUACAUGCUGCAGCUCUGUUGUUUAUCCCCUCAAGGGAAAAGUUAUUCCAAAGUCUGUUUCCCCUGACUCGUUAGGGCAGGGGGAGAAAGCCUCUGAGCCUCUUCUUUUUCCAUGGAAUUGUCAUAAAAGAACGCAGGCAGAAACAGAACCUGCCAUAUAUCCAGUUUCUGCCAUUUGUCCAUACUAGUAACAGGGCUGCCUCCUGUGAUCUGUGGGCAUAAACUCUAGAAGGAAAUGUUGUUUUUCAAGCUGUUCGAAUGUGGAGAAAUGCAACAUGCUCACGCUAGCCCCCCAAAAAACGAGUAUUUCCAUACUUGGAUCAUAUGAAAGUUUGUCUAGAAAGGCCCAUUAAAGAGAUAUUUUAAUAAUUGGAUGUAGAUAUUUACUUUAAACCCUGAAUCUGUUUACCUCAAAUUUGUAAAUAUGAGGAAUACGAGGUCAUACUUUUCUAUACAAAAUAUACAUUUAAUGUAUAUUUUAUUCUAUUCUUAAAGAGUCAUCGAGGUAACAAAACCCAGGACAAAAUUAUUGGUAAAUAAAUGUGGAUUACACAUUUGCUGAAAUUUUUGUUGCAGUUCUUUUCUUCGAACACAAAAAAAUGUGUUCUCUAGCAUUAUUUUUAUUUUUUAAAAAACAACCACGGUGGCUAUGUUCACACCUAAGACUAUUGUCGUGGGACAAUGUAGUAGGGUAUUGAUCCAAACACCCUCUGUAUUAAGGUACACACUUCUGUCUUGCAAGCAAUUCCUUAUUUCUUUGCAGAUGCACACUGUGUACUUCUGUUCCUGAACAUGGUAGUUAACACUGUUAAUAAUUGUGAAUAGAUUUCAUAAUUCCAAAUUGGUAGACUAUUGCAGAAUAUUACAAAAAUGUCCUUUUAAUGUUUGUAUAUUGUGAUAAUUGUUAACGGUUUUUACUUUGCAUAUGCUACCGAAACUGUGCACUGGUAGCAUAGGAUUAGAAUAUCAACGUCCAGGUCACAUUGGCUUUCAUCACAAGUUUUGUGACUAUUGUAUCUCUAGAUUUAUCAAGAGAACUUUGAAUUUCUGACACAGAAAUUAUGUACAUAUUGGCUAGCGUAGGUUGAAACAGAUGGGGGGGGAAACAGGCCAAUUGGUAUAUUUAUAUUUGGGAUGGGAUGCUGUAUCUCAAACUGCCUUGCUAAAGUGGUACAUUUGAAGCAACUUGUCAGAUCUGCGGGUGCAAACCAGUGGGCUUAUAGUAAAACUCACUUUCGUACAAGCUGUUGCAUUGUAUAUGGGGACAAACUGGAAUGUUUCGAGAUGCUUUUAUUGCAAGUUUUAAAGCUAAGUCUGCAUAUUCAAAGUUCCCACUAAAUAUAUAUGUAUAUUAGAAAAAAAAUACUUUGCCACUACAAGUUUAUUUGGCUGCUGAUGAAUUCAGUUUGGCUACUGACACUAUUGGUUAUGUUUGUAUUCCUAGUAAACUAGCAAAUAAAUUGGCACAUUACUUUGCACAAUUCACUUAUGUACAGUAUUUUUUGACACAGAAUCUUAGUUAAUACAAUAUGCAGGAUAGGCAUAGGCUUUGGAAGCUUAUGUGGCCCUUAAAUUUCACAUUGGCCAGAAUCCAAGGAAAUGCACAAAUAGCUGUGUGAACCCAGAUGAAAGUUGCGCCUUCUGGCAAACAUCUUGUGAAACCCAGGGGAUUUUCAACUCUGACUUGAAUAUUCCUAAGGCCUUAGAUGUUUAGAACCCAGCCAUAUAGUGUGUAAGCUUUCAGCUGUUUUGGAAAAAUCUUAAAUAGUGGCCACUAAAAGAUUUUGAGUAAGAGUAUUUUUUCACACUACAGUGUGCAGACACUAGGCUUGUAACGCAAGACUGUUUCAAGAGUUCGUUUUUUGUUUCCGUGGCACUAUUUCACCCAAUUAAAUAGGAGACACUUUGCAUUUUUAGGAAUGACAGGUGCUAAAAUGUUCAGGUCUUCUUUCACAGCUGACAACAGGGAUGAUGGUGUUCAACAAACUGUUAGUGAGCAUGUAAGAUUACUUUUGUUUAAAUGUUUAAAAAAGGAGUAUAAGACACCUAAAAUGCAGUUCAGAAUGCUACUUGAGAUGUAUAAUUUUCAACGUGAUGGUUUUGAUUGUUUAGUUGCAGAGCAACUGUAUAUAUUGUAUAACCUAAAUCAAUUCUUAUUUUUAGUGUCUGGAUGCAGUGAUUUAUAAUUGGAGCAUGAUUAAUUUCACUUACGUUAAGCCAGUCACUUGACUGGAAAAAUAAACUGCUUUGAAGCCUCACCUUGACUUUUUUUAUUAAUUGAAUGUGAAAGCACUUAAUAGAUGAGCCACACUAGAAUAAAAUGAGUGAUUACCCGCUAUUCAGCCUUGAUGUAUUAAUGACAAAUCAGAAGACUGCUGACAAACUCUUGCCUUCAAUGCGAGUUCUCUCUUAUCUAAGACUUUAAACGAUUUCCAGUUCAAUCGUAUGGGGAGCAGGAGAAUGCAAAGUAGAGAAACUGCCCAACCCAAAGCCUGCUGUGCUCAUCCUUGAUGGAAAAUGGAAGGUGGGGUCUUUCUUCUUUAAUGUGAGGACACAGCCAAUCUACUGAAAGGCAAACAGAUAUGCUAAGCUCUGGGGCCAGUAUACUUUCCUCCCUGGGCUGGAGACAUGUCAUGCGAAAGAGAGGGCUUUGUAUCCAGGUGAUUCAAAGACUCCCUUGAUAUACCUUCUUUUACAUCCCUUUGUUUCAUUACUUACCAGCAGGGUAGCAGUGAGCUUCCAUACCUGCAGCAAGGCAGCUUGCAAGAAGCAGGCUUCCCCCUCCACCAGCAGAAAGGGAGAUCUACUCUAUCUGACGACCCCCUUAAUUUAUUUUCCAUUUUGCCGCCACUGCUAAAAGCAAUGGCAUCUGGGGGUGGUCAGAUUAGGCCAUAUUUAGCAAGACACAACUUCUAUUCAUUUUUUUAUUCAUUUACAAAAAUGGUAUAAAUCUUUGAAACACAAGAUUUGAUAUUUAGCACAGAAACUCAUGCACGGUCAGUUGAGCUUUGAGUGACAGUUUGGGAAACAUACAAAUGGUUGUUU
Messenger RNA from Zootoca vivipara (common lizard), 7647 nucleotides. It is a transcript of the gene ASAP2, whose product is annotated as ArfGAP with SH3 domain, ankyrin repeat and PH domain 2. Lineage: Eukaryota; Metazoa; Chordata; Lepidosauria; Squamata; Lacertidae. Gene Ontology annotation, biological process: positive regulation of GTPase activity. Gene Ontology annotation, molecular function: protein binding; GTPase activator activity. Gene Ontology annotation, cellular component: cytoplasm. The record is from RefSeq and is a predicted model, not a curated record.